Scaptodrosophila lebanonensis is the source of this 946-nucleotide messenger RNA. Its product is annotated as BAG family molecular chaperone regulator 2-like. Gene Ontology annotation, biological process: protein stabilization. The transcript has a single exon. The coding region runs from base 95 to 823 and encodes 242 amino acids. Gene Ontology annotation, molecular function: protein-folding chaperone binding; adenyl-nucleotide exchange factor activity. Lineage: Eukaryota; Metazoa; Arthropoda; Insecta; Diptera; Drosophilidae. The record is from RefSeq and is a predicted model, not a curated record.
AUUUUUGAAUACACAUGUUGAAGCAGAUUUAGGCAAAUCAAAUAAUACGCGUUCAAGGCCCAUUACUGCAUACGUUAAAUGUUUUUUGUUUGAAAUGUUAAUAAGUUUAUUGGAUAAAUUGCGCAAACGGCGACAUUUUGAUGAGGAGACUCUGUCAGCUGAAGGAUCGCAAAAGCGACGGCCCAAUAUAAUUGGAAAUGAUAAAAUGGACGAUUGCACUUCUCCUGUUGAAUGUACAGAUGAUUAUUUUCUACAGCUGCAAAACAAUAGCACAGAACACAGCGAACAUUUUAAUGCAAAUGAACGAUUUGUUUCCAUACUAGAUCAAUUGGACGCGCAAGUUGAGAAAUUUCGUAAGGAUGCGUUGAAUCUGCAGGAGACAAAAGACCACCUGUUGAUGACCUUGGAUCUCAUAAAAAGUAACGAAAAUCUACAAAACAUAAGUGACGCUGAACGCGAGGAAAUUCUAUGCUACAUAGAACGCGUCAACAAUCGCCUUGGCACGGUAGAGCUGAACGUACGUACAGUACGUGACAACUCUCAGGAGGAUUCGCUUAGCCAGAUUAAUGCACUGAUAGAUGCUAUGAUUAAGAUGGAAGAUCCGGACAUAGCGCGUCAGCGAUGUCAGCUAUUUUUGAACGCUUGCUGCAGUAGUUCCAUGGAUACUCAUAUGGAUACGCUGCCUGAUGCCGAUAUGGGUCCAGUUGACAAAAAAUUUGAGAGCGUGCUGUUGGGCUGUACGCUGGAUGAUCAGAAAAAUAUAAAAAAGCGAUUGAAAGCGCUCAUGGGCUAUUUACAUAAACAAACAAACUGUCGGCAGUAAGUUGAAUACGAAAUAGUUCUGGGGCGAAAUUGUUCCCCAAAUACACAAAAAUUGGAAUCUUUAGGCAUCAUUUUAAAUUGUAGAUACUAGGAAAUAAAAAGUACAAAAAUUCUUCAACAAUUA